Messenger RNA from Dentiscutata heterogama, 899 nucleotides. The record is from the annotation of a GenBank genome assembly. NCBI's taxonomy places the organism in Eukaryota, Fungi, Glomeromycota, Glomeromycetes, Diversisporales, Gigasporaceae.
GUCGUUGUUUCCAUAGUAGUGUUCUGAUUGGAACUCAACUCUACUUUCUAGGUGGAAUAGGUUCUGAUGAAAUAUUUUAUUUGGAUGUUUCCUUACCUUUCGACUCCAAAAAACCUUUAUGGACUGAUUUGACGACCAAUGCACCUAUUCCUAUUAAUAGUGCAUUUGCAACAUCAUGUGUUGGAGAAUGGAGCAUACCGACAAUAAUAAAUCCAGAUCAGAUACCUCCAGUUAAACAAAAUAUUAAUGCAGCAUGUGAUCUUAACGGAGCUGAAUUUUCAGGAGAAAAAUUUGAUGAAGAGAAUAAUCUUAGUAUCAACGUUUAUAUACUUGAUACAAAAAGUUUUUUAUGGGUUACAUCAGCUUCUCACAAUGCUUCAAGCAAAAUACUUUCAAGUGCAACACCUUCAAGGGCAUUAAUGCCUUCAAGAACAAUAAACCCUUCAAAAACAAUAAAACCUUCAAAAACAAUAAAACCUUCAAGAACAAUAAAACCUUCAAGGACAACACCUUCAAACGUGCCAUCUUCAAGUACGAUACCUUCAAACGUGACAUCUUCAAGCAUAAUACCUUCGAAUACAACACCUUCAAACGUGACAUCUUCAAAUGCGAUACCUUCAAACACGGUAUCUUUAACUAAUUCUACUUCAGUCGAUAACACACCUAAUAUGAAGAUAGUUGCAGGUCUUUCAAGUACAGCAGGAGCCACCGCUUUCUUAAAGGAUCUCGAUACUAGUUUAAUGGGAAAUGGGAUAGUAACAUGGCUUAAGCAUGAAGGCCUUAUUAAAUACCUUUCUGAUGAAGCAAUGUUGAAAUUAGCACAUAAUGUUAUUAUGGAAUCUUUGAUUACAAUGUUUCUUCGGAAAAGUGAAAAUCUUGAAGAAUUAUCAAUUUAUUAA